Pseudozyma flocculosa PF-1 is the source of this 633-nucleotide messenger RNA. RefSeq lists its product as uncharacterized. Bases 1 to 633 code for a protein of 210 amino acids. The transcript has 3 exons. Gene Ontology annotation, cellular component: cytoplasm; nucleus. The record is from RefSeq and is a predicted model, not a curated record. Lineage: Eukaryota; Fungi; Basidiomycota; Ustilaginomycetes; Ustilaginales; Ustilaginaceae. Gene Ontology annotation, molecular function: ATP hydrolysis activity; ATP binding; AMP kinase activity.
AUGGUCCGCAGCUACCCAAACAUCGUCAUCACCGGUACACCAGGGACGGGUAAAUCGACGACGUCGUCGCUGCUCUGCUCGCUCUACGCGCCGUCGGACGGGACGCCGGCGGCGCUGCGGCAGAUUGACGUGUCGGCGCUGGUCAAGUCCGAGGGCUUCUACACGCACUACGACCAGGAGUGGGAUACGUACGAGGUCAACGAGGAUGCCGUCCUCGACCACCUCGAGCCGCUCACGGGCAACCGUGCACCCGAACCGCUAAACGAGGCAGAGGAGCAGCAGCAGCAGCAACAAGAGGAUGUAGAGGGAGAGGGAGAGGCACGCGGCGGCCUGGUGCUCGAUUGGCACACUUGCGAUCUCUACCCGGAACGAUGGGUCGAUCUCGUCGUCGUGCUCCGCUGCGACCAUGCCGUUCUGUGGCAGAGGCUGGAGAAACGCGGCUACACGCUCAAGAAGAUUCAGGAGAACAACGAGGCGGAAAUCAUGGGCGUCGUGCUCGACGAUGCGCGCUCCUCGUACCCGGCCGAGGCCAUCGUCGAGCUGCGCUCUCAGGAGAGCGGAGACGUCGAGGACAACGUCGAACGCAUCAUCCAGUGGAUUCACGCCUGGCGCAAGGACCGCGGUCUCGAGUAG